This is a messenger RNA of Morus notabilis, 3243 nucleotides long. RefSeq names its product protein fluG. NCBI's taxonomy places the organism in Eukaryota, Viridiplantae, Streptophyta, Magnoliopsida, Rosales, Moraceae. The record is from RefSeq and is a predicted model, not a curated record. Gene Ontology annotation, molecular function: hydrolase activity; glutamine synthetase activity. The transcript is spliced from 18 exons. The coding region runs from base 166 to 2652 and encodes 828 amino acids.
UAAGAGAAUAAAGAAGAAAGUCACACGCUCAGCUGAGCUCAGAGACCGCCAUUUUUCUCGAAAUUCAAGGAUAGAGCUUUCUCUCUCCUCAAAAUUUUCUCUCAACAGAGCGGAAGUGAGAGAGAGAGAGAGAGAGAGAGAGAAGAAGAAGAAGAAGAAGAUAAAAUGGAUUUCUCGGAACUGAGAGAGACGAUCGAGGAGGCAGAGCUAGUAGACGCUCACGCCCACAAUAUCGUCGCUGCGAACUCAACCUUCCCUUUCAUCAACGGCUUCUCGGAAGCCCACGGCGAUGCCUUGUCUCUCGCUCCCCAUUCUCUCUCCUUCAAGAGAAAUUUGAAGGACAUAUCUGAACUCUAUGGAUGUGAGAAAUCCUUAAGUGGGGUUGAAGAAUUUCGCAGAGUCCAUGGAUUACAGUUAAUCAGCUUAACAUGCUUCAAAGCCACGAAAAUCUCUGCCAUUCUCAUUGAUGAUGGACUGACCUUGGACAAAAUGCAUGACAUAGAGUGGCAUAAAGCCUUUGCACCUUUUGUUGGCAGAAUAUUGAGAAUUGAACGUUUGGCUGAAACAAUUCUAGAUAAAGAAUUUCCUGGACGGUCUUCUUGGACUUUGGAUACAUUUACUGCGGUAUUUAUUGGAAAGUUGAAGUCAGUUGUUGGAGAGAUUUUUGGUUUGAAAAGCAUAGCUGCAUACCGCAGUGGUCUAGAAAUCAAUACAAACGUUUCGAGAAGAGAGGCUGAGGAAGGUCUUGCCGAGGUCUUACAAGCUGCCAAACCCGUCCGCAUAACAAAUAAAAAUUUUAUCGACUAUAUCUUCACACGUAGUUUGGAGGUCGCUCAACAGUUUGACUUGCCAAUGCAGAUACACACAGGUUUCGGAGACAAGGAUCUGGAUAUGAGGCUAUCCAAUCCCCUUCAUCUCCGGACUGUCCUUGAGGACAAGAGAUUUUUGGAAUGCCGUAUAGUUCUUUUGCAUGCAUCGUACCCGUUUUCUAGGGAAGCAUCUUAUUUAGCUUCUGUUUAUUCCCAGGUAUAUCUGGACAUUGGCUUGGCUGUUCCUAAGCUCAGCGUCCAUGGGAUGAUUUCCUCAGUCAAAGAACUCUUGGAACUUGCUCCAACGAAGAAGGUGAUGUUCAGCACUGAUGGCUAUGCGUUUCCUGAAACUUUCUACUUAGGUGCCAAAAAAGCACGUGAAGUCAUCUUUUCAGUCCUGCGUGAUGCUUGUGUUGAUGGAGAUCUCACUCUUCAUGAAGCUGUUGAAGCUGCCAAAGACAUCUUUUCGGAAAAUGCAGUCCGCUUUUACAAAAUUAAGUUACCAGUGAAGUCUUUUGGUUCAACAAAUAGCAUAUCUCCCAUUCCUGCUAAGAUUAAGAUUACUGCCCAAAGUGAUGUCUCGCUCGUUCGUGUUCUGUGGGUUGAUGCUUCAGGACAACACCGAUGUCGUGUUGUUCCAGCAGCACGCUUUCAGGAUGUUGUUGAAAAAAAUGGUGUUGGUUUGACAUUCGCUACAAUGGGAAUGACUUCAUUCACUGAUGGUCCGGCAGAUGAAACAAAUCUGACUGGAACUGGGGAGAUCAGAUUGAUGCCUGAUUUAUUAACCAGAAGGAGAAUUCCAUGGCAAACUCGAGAGGACAUGGUUCUGGCUGACAUGCAUCUUAGACCUGGUGAACCUUGGGAAUAUUGCCCAAGAGAGGCCUUAAGAAGGGUUUCAAAACUUCUAAAAGAAGAAUUUGACUUGGUAAUGAAUGCUGGAUUUGAGAAUGAGUUUUUCCUGUUGAAAAGCGUACUGAGAGAAGGGAAAGAAGAAUGGAUGCCUUUUGACUCAACUCCCUACAGCUCUACAUCUGCAUAUGACGCUGCUUCUCCUAUAUUCCAAGAAGUUGUUUCUACCAUGCAUUCCUUGAAUAUUCCUGUGGAACAGUUACAUGCAGAAGCUGGUAAAGGUCAAUUUGAGUUGGCGCUGGGGCACGCAACUUGCACUCAUGCGGCUGAUAACCUGAUUUUCACUCGCGAAGUUAUAAGGGCCAUUGCAAGGAAACAUGGGUUAUUGGCUACUUUCAUGCCCAAGUAUUCAUUGGAAGAUAUUGGUUCCGGUUCCCAUGUUCAUCUCAGUUUGUGGCAGGACGGAAAAAAUGUUUUCAUGGGAUCCUCUCGGCAUGGAAUGUCCAAAGUUGGGGAGGAAUUCAUGGCUGGUGUUUUGCAUCAUCUUCCCGCGAUUUUGGCAUUUACAGCACCACUUCCAAACAGCUACGAUCGCAUCCAACCGAAUACAUGGAGUGGAGCAUACCAAUGCUGGGGAAAAGAGAACAGAGAAGCCCCAUUGAGAACUGCAUGUCCACCUGGAAUAUCAGAUGGUUAUGUCAGCAACUUUGAGAUUAAAUCAUUUGAUGGAUGUGCAAAUCCACACUUGGGCUUGGCUGCAGUACUUGCUGCUGGAAUUGAUGGGCUUAGGAGACAUCUUACUCUUCCAGAACCUGUUGAUGCAAAUCCUUCUAGUCUCGAUGCAGAACUUCAAAGGUUGCCAAGAUCACUUUCAGAAUCUUUAGGAGCUCUCAAGGAAGACGCUGUCAUAACAGAGCUAAUCGGCAAAAAGUUAUUGGUUGCCAUCAAAGGGAUCCGCAAGGAGAGUAUUUCGCUUCCUUCAUUACAAACAUGAGGUUUUCAAGCAUGUCAUAGAUUGAGUGUGAAGAAGGGUGAGCUUUAUCAGCAAACAUAGAAACAAUGAUUGGUGCUGUUGAUGCUAAUCCAACUGCACCCUGGUUCGUUCCUCAAGCCUCUUUCUUUCAUCGUUGUUCUUACUUCAGCCACAACAUCCCAUUGCUUUGGAAGAAGCAUACACAUUCGACAGCGAAAUGAAAUUUGCGGAUUUUCAGGUUCUAGUUCGAUAAGGCAUCUAUAAACUAGAUCUUGCAUCUUAGAAUUCCCAUGUACAACAGAAGCAGUGACAAGAGCCCCACAAACACUUUGGUCCAGGAUUUACAGGCAUGUUUUUUGAUAAAAUUCAGUGCCUGAUCAAGUUGCCCCGACCUCCCGAGCAUAUCAACAACACAAGCACAAAUCUCGACUGUAGGUUUUGAUUCCAUAUUUAUUAAUUACUGAGGUAUGGAUAUUAAGGCCUUCACCAACCAAACCUGACCUGCCACAAGCAGAAAGGAGCCGGACGAGAGUUAUCGCGUCUGGUCUUAUUCGUUCAAGAACCAUCUUAUCAUACAUUGAAAUUGCUUCAUUUCCCCUUCCAUGUAAUCCA